UGAGUACAUCUGAAAAGCAUCUCCUGGAUCUCUCAGUAGUACGAGAUAUACAAUUCCCAGUGAUUUCAAGUUGCAUUAUAAUCAUUGAAUCUUCACCCGUCUGUCUACGCACUAAAUUUUGGAUGUUCUGGUUUUUGAACCUGUUCCAGUCAAAUGGGUUUUUUUUUCCUCUUACGAAAUUCUCAGGACCUAUGGCCAUUUUGGAUAGUUUUUCUCCAUUCAGUGAAUAUGAUGAAUUAAAUCAGAAGCUCUCCAGUUGACGUACUUGGCAUGGACUUAGUUGUGAGCCCAUGUAGAUUUGAUGAAUAUUUAGAGAUUUUUAAUAUUUGUAGCAGAUGUAAAAAUUGGAAGCAGGGUUUUGGCUGCGAAGAUCAACAACAAUGAACUCCAAUUGAUUUUGUAAGGUUCAACCAUGGAGUCCGAGAAAAGAAGUCCUAGGGAGUGGAAGCUUUGGUACACGUGGAGAAAGUCUUUUGUAGAAUCUCAAAUGAGCAGUAUAUAUAUAUCUAGUAUUUAUACGCAAAGGCAUUCCUCAUUAAGGAGGUUCAAGUUUUCUAUGAAUUCCUAAAAAUCUGGAAGUUCAUAAGAAUUAGAAAUCAACUAAUCUAAAUUGUUAAUAUAGAAAUAGGAACUAUAUGUGCUACUUGUAUGUAUCUAUUUCUGUAAGAAGAGUAUAGAUUUACAGAUUUCCAACUAGAUAAGGAUAAGUGAUUUGCUGCCCUUAGGAGUAAGAAUAUUUGAUUGAUAUUCUAUUGAUACAUUUUUAAAUAUCUGUCUCCAUCUUUGUCAUUGGAGGCCAUUUUUAAAUACAUCUCCAUAAGAUCCAAUGGCUGAGACAGAGAGGUAUCUGUACCAUAAAAGUACCUAGAAACCUCUCAAAAAGAGAGCGUCAAUACAGGCAAUAUAUUACUGGUCUUUGAAUUAUACUUGGCCCUUGCCUGAUCCAUCCUUAGCUGCACCUCUUUUUACUGUAUCUGAGUGCUUUUAUUUGCUGUGUUUGCUACCUGAGUUGGCUGUAAAUAUAGAUAUAUUUGGUUUGUUUCAAUUCUGAAGAGAUGGUCUGCAGUUAUCUAUUAUAGCAUGCUAGAGUUCAUGUGAGGCAUUUCAUCUUUGGCAAAUCUGGUGACUUGAUCAAUUCUGAGAAUUUACUUGUAGUCCGACUGAUUUUAAUUAUUUGUUGUUGGUUACUUUGCAAUCCCAGUAUUCUUCAACACUAUUUACUGAAGAAUUUGAUUUUGAGGCAAUGAACAAGAAGUUUAAGAAGGAUAAAGUGUGGGGCUGUCUUGGCAAAGGAAAGCACAGGGACAACUUGGAUGGUUUGGAGCACAAAGUUAUUGAUGAAAUCUUUGUGGACAAGGAUUUUUCUAGUGCUGUAGUGGAUCAUAAGCCUGCAUAUAAAAAGGAUGAAUUUUUUGACACAAUUUCUUGUAACUCACUCACUAGUGGAGCAAGGACUGGACACAACUGUUUUUCGGAGACAAGAAAACUAGAUACUGAGACUUUUGGAAACAUCCAGAGGGGACCUCGUCCAAGUUAUGGUGGCUUUGGUGCUAGACAUGGAGAGAACUAUAGGGGUUUAUAUAACUGGGGAAGGGUAUAUGACUGGUAGGAGGGGCUGUGGUGGUAACAUGCAUAAAUAAAUGUUCCUAAGUUCCAAUAUUUUUGUGUUCCGUUCAUGUUUGCUAUUGUCCACUUUUGUACUUUGAGUCACCUAGUUUCGCCUUUUGGGUCAUGAGGAAAUAAUCUUUUUGUAAAUGAUGAGUCUUAGUAUGUAAGGAUUACCAUAUUUAGAAGAAAAUAUUAGCACAAUUGAUGGUGGCAAGUUCAUGUUUUUUUUUUUGGCCUAUGAACUGCUCGGGUACAUCUAGGAUAUCAAAAAAAUGUUACAGACAGGCAGUUAUAGCUUCCUUAGUACUUUGUAUCAAUGGUUAAAACAUAUAACCACUAGUCAUAAAUCAUUCUUUAUGUUUCAAGUCUCCUAUUCAUUUUC
Carica papaya (papaya) is the source of this 1990-nucleotide messenger RNA. NCBI's taxonomy places the organism in Eukaryota, Viridiplantae, Streptophyta, Magnoliopsida, Brassicales, Caricaceae. The record is from RefSeq and is a predicted model, not a curated record.